This is a messenger RNA of Meloidogyne enterolobii, 1419 nucleotides long. The record is from the annotation of a GenBank genome assembly. NCBI's taxonomy places the organism in Eukaryota, Metazoa, Nematoda, Chromadorea, Rhabditida, Meloidogynidae.
AAUACAUUUAUUAUGUAGAAAAAGGGGUAGGUGUGGGUUUUUAAACUUCUUGUUAAAGAGUGCCGGAUUGAAUAUUUUCGGAAAAUUCUUUCUAAACAAUAUGAAAAUAAACAAUUUAUUGACAAAUUAUUAAAGUAUUUCUUAUAUUUUCAACUUUGAUAUAAAUUUUAAUUACGAAGGAAACUUCUGCAUAAUUAAAUAUCCUCCCCUCACCUUUCUUAAUUUACAUAUCUUUAAAAAUAUUUCCUUAAAAUCUUCCAAGAAAUUAAAAAAAAAUUAUUUUUUUAAUUAAUAUUUUUUCUUUUUAUUUUUUUUGCAGUCAGAAUUAUUAAAUAAUUUUAUUUUUUUUUGUUGUUUUUGUUGCAAAAAAGAAUAUAUCAAUUUUUGGUCUCUCCCUCUCCCUUCAUUAUUAUCACAACAAAAAAAACAACAUUUCCAUUUACUUACAAAUACAUUUUCCCCUUUUAGACUUUCCAUUUUUACAUUUUUUUUCUUUUUGGUUUUUGUCCUCAACAUAUCUUUGCUCUCGAAGCCUUUAGGCUAAAAUGCUUCCCCCCCCCCCCUCCUUUUUCUUCUUUAUCUAACGCUCGUUAACAAAUUCUCUCUUUUUUUUCAUGCAUUCCUUUAAAAAAAUUCUUUUUUGAGGGGAUUCUUCUAUUUUUUAAUAUUAAAAAAAGAAUUUUAUAAAAACCAAAAGAAAUUUUUAAAAGAAAUACGAAACUUUUCUUUUUUUUUUAAUUUUUAUCCUUUUUUUAACCUUUCUUAAAAAAGAUUUAAUGAUUUUAUAUUUUCAUCAUUUUUUAUAAUAAAUAUUUUUUAAUCUUUUGUCUAAUCGUUUUAAUGAAUUAUACUUAAUUUAUGUUUUUUUUUUAAUUUUUAAAUUAAAUAUUAAUUUAUUAAUCCUUUUUAAAAAAAAUUUAAAAGUUUUGGAUUUGUCAUCUUUAAAAAAUAAUUUGAUUACCAUAUAACCUGUAUUAAUUGCCCUCCCUUAAAUAGUUACCCCACUUGUAUUACCCCCUCCAGCGAUAGAUUGAAAUAUUAAUUACCCCCAAUAAAUUUAAUGAUUUUAUAUUUUUUUAUACCCUAAAACACGUUAUAAUUUCAAACCUCAUAUAAUUGCCCUCCCUCAGCAUCAUUUAUUUUAACAAUUUCCGUUUAUCCUAAACAUUUUAUUUUUAAAUAUUAUUUUUUUGAUAAUUUAUUAUUUUAAUAAAUCUCUUCAUUCUACACAUUAAAAUAACACUUUCUGCCAUUUAUUUAUUUUUCUGCAUGCAAAUUUUUUUUAUCUCGAAUGUCUUUAAUGAGCAAAGGUUGCAAAAUGCGUGCGCGGCAGAUGUAUUUUGUAUUUAUUUAUUUAAAGACGAUAAUCAUAUUUUCGACGGAAGUUUGUCUUUAUUUAGGAGUUUUUUGAGUCUUUAA